Molecule: messenger RNA, 1366 nt
Organism: Triticum aestivum (bread wheat)
Lineage: Eukaryota; Viridiplantae; Streptophyta; Magnoliopsida; Poales; Poaceae
Product: receptor-like protein 52
Exons: 2
Coding region: 1-693 (230 amino acids)
Molecular function (GO): protein binding
Source: RefSeq, a predicted model, not a curated record
AUGGAUGGUAAUUAUGCAGCGCCUCAAGAGGAAUACAAUGUGGACCUGAGCCUGUGUAGUUCUGCCGAUGCCGAUGGUCGAGCUUUCGGCACUCCAAAUGGCUUCACCGACGAGAUUAUAGAGGCAUUCUCAAGCCUAAAGGAACUAGCCAUGUUCGACCUGUGGAGAAACAAGCUCAGUGGUUCAAUCCCUGUCUGGAUCUCGCAGCACGGAAAGCUUGAGAUCUUGUACUUGUAUGACAAUGGACUCACCGAGGAGCUGUCGUACAACAUCACUACGGUGAAUUUGAUUAAGAUAGACUUGUCGGCAAACAAACUCACUGGCUGCAUACCAGAAGACUUUGGGACACUCAAGAAAAUAACCAUUAUCAUCCUAUACAACAAUGAGUCCAUAGGCCCCAUCCCUAGAAGCAUUGACCUCAUUCGCAACCUCCAAUACAUCCAGUUGUUUGACAAUAUGCUCUCAGGUGAGGUGCCACAAGAACUUGGGAAGCACUCGCCGCUUGGAAAUAUUGAGGUCUACAACAAAAGCUUGUCUAGCUCACUACUGGAGGAGAUAUUCUCUCACGGGAAACUAUUCAACAUAGUAGUUUCUAAAACAGCUUCUUCGGCGAGCUCCCAGCGAGCAUUGGCAACUGCCUCUUACUGGAUAACAUUAUGCUCGGUAACAACUUCUCAGGGGAGUUUCCGGUGAAUAUAUGGUGGUUGCCGUUGGUGCACACAGUGCUAAUAUCGAACAACUUCGCUGGCACUAUGCCGAACGAGAGAUCUUCGAAUAUCUCUCGAAUUGAGAUGCAGAACAACCACUUCUCCAGCUCGAUCCUGACGUUUGGAACUAGGCUAUUGAUGUUGAUGGUGCAGAAUAACUAACUCUCGGGAGAGCUACCUAUCAACAUGAGCAAUCUCCACAUGCUUUCUGAAUUGUCACUAAGUGGGAACAAGAUACCUGGAUCCAUACCAACAUCAAUUAAAUUAUUGCAAAAUCUCAAAUCACUUGACCUUAGCAACAAUCAUAUAUCAGGUGCAAUGCCGCCAUGGAACAUUGAGAAAAUUUCAUCACUGUUAGGCCUUGAUUUGUCCAACAACGAGCUAACAAGCAAAUUUUUGCCUAACUUCGGCAACCAUUUAAUUGUGUCCCUCAAUUUGUCAUUUAACCAGCUCAAUGGGGAGGUGUCCCUCUCUCUGCAAAGUGCAAAGUACAACCGCAGCUUCCUUGGAAGCCAUGGGCUCUGUUCCAAGUGGGACUCGAGGAUAAAUCUCCCAAAAUGCCAUGGAGGCAGCCACCUCCAGAAGUGUGUGAUAAUUUUGUUAGUGCUCGAUAUCAGAGUCAUCACCGUUUCCAUGAGCAUCAUCAUAUGGCUGCUCUU